Bactrocera oleae (olive fruit fly) is the source of this 1493-nucleotide messenger RNA. It is a transcript of the gene inaD, whose product is annotated as inactivation no afterpotential D. Lineage: Eukaryota; Metazoa; Arthropoda; Insecta; Diptera; Tephritidae. Gene Ontology annotation, molecular function: protein binding. The record is from RefSeq and is a predicted model, not a curated record.
UAAAAAACUCAAGACAAACGAAGCUAGUCAGUCAGUCAAAACGGUUUACAAAUCAGUUUAGGCGCGAUUUUCAUUUGGAUAGUUCGAGCUCGUCCGCGAGCUCUUCGAAAUUUCCCUUCAUUAUUCGAGUAUAAAUUCUUAAAUAGUUACCACUAUUAUUGUAUAUUAUAUACAAUGAACUGAAAAGACAGUUGUAGCAAAAACAUCCUUACGGUGAAAGUAACUAAACUUUGAAACAUCAUAAGCCUUAAAUAUUAAAUUUCAAAAUGGUGCAAAUUAACUCUGGCAGUGGCGAUCACAUUCACACAGUAACUUUGGAUAAAACCGGAAAGAAGUCAUUUGGAAUUUGUAUAGUCAGAGGAGAGGUUAAAGACUCCCCAAACUCGAAAACAUCCGGAAUUUUUAUAAAAGGUAUAGUUCCAGACAGCCCUGCCCACUUGUGUGGGAAACUAAAGGUGGGAGAUCGGAUAUUGUCGUUAAACAAUUACGAUGUCCGAAAUGCUACAGAACAAGCGGUUAUCGAGCUAAUUAAAGAUGCUGGCAUCAAAAUAAAUCUUGAAAUUCAAACUUUUGGAAAGGAUGAGAAGAAAACGUCAGAACGUGAACGCAACGAAAAUGGUUACGUGCAAGUCAAAGCAAAAUUCGCUCCAGAACCGCCAAUGUCGGCGAAUAAAAGUUCGGUUCCUAAAGAAACCCCGCGAAAUCCGGCGUUUUCUGCCUCCAUACGUCAGAAACCAGCUUCUAAUUUUACAGCCAACGACGAAGAGGACGAGGACACACGAGAUAUGACUGGCCGAAUUCGCACAGAAUCUGGAUAUGAAAUCGAUCGAGCGUCUGCCGGUAAUUGUAAACUCAAUAAACAAGAAAAAGAACGAGACAAAGAACAAGCCGAUGAGUUCGGAUACACAAUGGCGAAAAUCAAGAAACGUUAUAAUUUAAUGAAAGACCUGCGGAAAAUAGAAGUGACGCGCGCGCCUAAUACCUCACUAGGAUUGGCCUUAGCCGGCCACAAGGAUAGAAGAAAAAUGGCUUGCUUUGUAGCUGGAAUAAAUUCCAGUGGCCUAUUAGCUUCAGUGGAUAUAAAACCGGGUGAUGAGAUUCUUGAGGUGAACGGAAAUGUUUUACAGAACCGUUGCCAUUUGAAUGCCUCAGUGAUAUUUAAAAACAUCGACACCGAGAGAAUUAUUUUUAUAACAUCACGCAGAAAAGACAAUGAUGAAGGAAUAUCUGUAAACCCCAUAAAGAAGUUCCCAAAGGAAGUCGAUGAUACCAAGUUUUUAUUUGAUUUAUAUCCCAAUGCACGUUCAGUACAAGUUAAAAAAGAAGGAUUUUUAGGAAUUAUGGUUAUAUAUGGAAAGCAUGUCGAAGUGGGCAACGGUAUAUUCAUAUCUGAUUUGCGCGAAGAAUCCAAUGCAGUAACGGCUGGAGUAAAAGUCGGUGAUAUGUUAUUAGCUGUCAACAAAGAUGUCACUUUGGAAUCGAAUUAUGAUGAG